GUGAUGCGAACACCAUCAGGGUCCAACCUAGUCGUUUGCUUGGUAAGGACGAGCUCUCCACGUAAGAUAGAGGAAAUAUGGCGUUCGCACCGCGAUGGGGCUCACCGAACACAGGAGCCAACAACAUCACCGUCGUCGACAGUGUGCCUCUCGACAUGCUCUUUCUCGUUGACUCUCACUGGUAUCAGUUCGCUCCACUUAAUCCUCUGUGGCACGGAAUCCUCGGCUUUGUGAUCGGCCUACUCGGCGUAAUCGCAUGGACGGGCAACAGCGUCGUCAUCUACGUCUUCUCAUGCACCCGCAAACUUCGAACGCCUUCAAAUAUGUUCGUCGUCAACCUCGCCGCCUCCGACUUCCUUAUGAUGGUUUGCAUGUCACCGGUCAUGAUUAUCAACUGUUAUUACGAAACAUGGGUCAUGGGGCCACUUUUGUGUGAAGUAUACGCCAUGACCGGCUCUCUCUUCGGAUGCGCCUCAAUUUGGUCAAUGACCUUCAUAGCCCUGGACAGAUACAACGUCAUUGUCAAGGGCAUUGCAGGUAAACCGCUGACCAUCAAAGGCACCAUGCUAAGAAUUCUGUUCAUUUGGAUUUUCUCACUCGGCUGGACAUUGGCACCGUUCCUCGGAUGGGGAAGAUACGUUCCUGAGGGCAACAUGACUGCGUGCGGCACCGACUACCUGAGCAAGGACUGGCUCAGCCGGAGCUACGUGCUCGUCUACUCCAUCUUUUGCUACUUCCUUCCCCUGCUCAUCAUCGUCUACUCCUACUGGUUCAUCGUGCAGGCCGUCGCAGCCCACGAGAAGAACAUGAGGGAACAGGCCAAGAAGAUGAACGUCGCUUCCCUGAGGUCCGAGGACAAGGCCACCAGCGCCGAGUGCAAACUGGCAAAGGUGGCUCUGAUGACCAUUGCCCUGUGGUUCUGCGCGUGGACGCCAUACCUGAUCAUCAACUUUGCCGGCAUCUUCGAGAUGGUCACCAUUACACCCUUGUUCACCAUCUGGGGCUCUGUGUUUGCUAAGGCAAACGCUGUCUACAACCCGAUUGUCUAUGGAAUCAGCCACCCAAGAUACAGAGCAGCCUUGAAGGAGAAAAUACCAUGCUUAGUUUGCGGUGGCGUGGAGCACGAGGGCAGCGAUAUCAAAUCUCAAGCGUCCAUAACCACCGAGGUUGACAAGCCGAUCGCCUAGCCUCAGACUGAGCCACUCCGAUAAAAUCACGCGCACUUUGUUCCAAUGACGACCUCCAGCAAAUCAAUUUCCUAUUUUGAAUCUCUGAUGUCACAAAAACUAAUUUUGUAUAAUACCCAGAACCCAGCCUGUUUGUUUCCUCCCCUUUAUUUAUUUCUGCAAAUAAACGAACAAAUCGAGAAAA
Cloeon dipterum is the source of this 1371-nucleotide messenger RNA. Its product is annotated as rhodopsin-like. Gene Ontology annotation, biological process: visual perception; phototransduction; cellular response to light stimulus. Bases 78 to 1187 code for a protein of 369 amino acids. The record is from RefSeq and is a predicted model, not a curated record. Lineage: Eukaryota; Metazoa; Arthropoda; Insecta; Ephemeroptera; Baetidae. Gene Ontology annotation, molecular function: G protein-coupled photoreceptor activity. The transcript is spliced from 7 exons. Gene Ontology annotation, cellular component: plasma membrane.